Molecule: messenger RNA, 687 nt
Organism: Helobdella robusta
Lineage: Eukaryota; Metazoa; Annelida; Clitellata; Rhynchobdellida; Glossiphoniidae
Exons: 7
Coding region: 1-687 (228 amino acids)
Source: RefSeq, a predicted model, not a curated record
AUGCAUUUUUUAACUCGUCAACAUAUUCCUGACAAUGUUUUGAAAGUUUUACUUGUCAGAUUGCUCAAAGGGGAGAUUAUUGAACUUAUCGUUGAACAAACGCUGGUGGGACGAGACGGAUGUCUUAUAGUCCUGAAGGGAGUUGGAACGACUCCGAAGAAAUUGGACGUGUUCUGGAGGUUUCUCAAUGAUCAAUUGACAAAAAUACUUGAAAGACUCAGCGGGGAUUCAACUCAGUUGUAUCCCAUCAUAAUGAACGCUUUUUCUUACUUCUCAAAUCAAACAGAAUACAAUGAGCUGAAAUCCUUCCUAAAGGAUCUUCUGGCCGUCAACAGUUCAACCAGUUCCAAUAGGGUAAAUUAUAUUUUGACGACCAUUCGCAUGAAAAUCGAACGGGAGAACGCCAACGAGCGACUCGAUCUUCAAAGUCAGCCAUCAAGUCGAUGUUCAUUCGGACAGUUGCCAAAUAAUUUUCUUUCGUCGUUGAAUCACUGUUGUUACCUACUUGGUUGUCCAGAAAGGCUUUCAACUGCAGUGUUUAAUAUCAUGUCGCUGGACAUAGUAAAACACAUCCUUCCCUACCUGGAUGCGAACUGCAACAUAGAGAACAUUAAAAGGGACCCAGAGGCACUGAUUAAAUCAUUCACGAAACGACAAACGUACAACAACAAAAAAACACAGUGCUAA